Messenger RNA from Paramacrobiotus metropolitanus, 1133 nucleotides. Its product is annotated as probable myosin light chain kinase DDB_G0275057. Gene Ontology annotation, biological process: protein phosphorylation. Bases 144 to 830 code for a protein of 228 amino acids. Gene Ontology annotation, molecular function: protein tyrosine kinase activity; protein serine/threonine kinase activity; ATP binding. Lineage: Eukaryota; Metazoa; Tardigrada; Eutardigrada; Parachela; Macrobiotidae. The transcript has 2 exons. The record is from RefSeq and is a predicted model, not a curated record. Gene Ontology annotation, cellular component: cytoplasm.
UGAAUUUUGAAGUCCUUCAGACCUGCAACAUAUUCAUAUACACGAUUAUAAAACUGUAGUUAGCUAAUGUUCUCUGACAAGGUUUAGCCUUGAAUUUUUAUUGAGUGCCUUCUAUCGACAGCCAGCUGUACGAACCUCAUGUCAUGGCUUCCGGGGGAUCUACGAAAGAAACCGAGCUUCUCUUUCGACUUUUUAACGGUGUUUACGGAUCAAUUGACAAAGGCGUUUUAACCAGCACUAGUGAAUACAUCGCUGUUAAGCAUAUUCGCCUAGAUUUCCACCAACCUCAGCGUGAACUGCAAAUUCAACGCUUAAAAGCCAAUUUCGAUUUUACCGCCAACUUGCAGCAUCGGAAUCUGGUACGGCAGAUCCAUCAUCAGGAAUGUGAACACGACACGGAUUUGGUUGUCAAUACUGCGCCUGAGAGAUAUGAGGUCAUAACGGAGUUCAGUAAAGGAGAAAAUCUGCAUGAUUUUGCGAGUACGAACGAUAUAACCGCUGUGCAGCUGCAAGACAUAGUCGGCCAAAUAGUUUGCGGAGUGGAGUAUCUGCAUCAGCAGUUGUACGCUCACCGCGACUUGCGCGGCGCCAACAUCCUCAUCGCGAUCGGCGCACUGGGCGCCCUUCAGGUCAAACUCACCGGAAUGGGACGCAUCAGCGACGCGCUGGAUCGCGGCGACGGCAAGAGGCAGGAGCGGGGAGCGUGGAUGUUUUGCCGCCGGAGUGGAUCCGCUGCGAAUACGCCGUCGAUCAGUCCCUGGGCCGGUCCUGCGAAGUGGCCCUGCGCGGCGAUAUGUGGAGUCUGGGUUGUGUCGUGCUGGAGGUGGUAAACGGCGGUUGGCCGGAGUUCUAUCACGAAGACGGCGACGGAGAGCGGCGUCUCCUGACGGACGACGUGAAGGUGCUGCUGUUUGUCGGUAACGGAGGUGUGCCGACUGUUUCCCCGUUGCUGCCCGUGGAGAUACAGGACUUUGUCGGCAAGUGCCUGAGUCGCAGUCCAUGUGACCGCUGGAUGACCACGGAUUUGAAAGCCCAUGCGUUUCUGCAGUGCUCCCAAGACAACGUAUCGCAGUGGGCUUUACCGCGACCGGCCAGACAAAACGCCGACAUCUUCCUCUACCGUGAUUGCAGCC